AUGAUCUCGACGGCGAAGAGUCCACUUACUGGAAAAAAAUUGUCAAAACCUCCGGUUGGGACGGAAUUUAGUAGAAGACCACCGAAUAACGUCGAGGAGAUUGCUUGUGAAGUUGGGUUUUCCCAUAGUUCAGCUCUCCAGAUUCUGAUUGGAAACCUUGGGCUCAAUAAGUUCUCGUUCGCUGAAUCUCAAAAGCGUUGCGCGAAGAUCGUUUAG
Molecule: messenger RNA, 216 nt
Organism: Anisakis simplex (herring worm)
Lineage: Eukaryota; Metazoa; Nematoda; Chromadorea; Rhabditida; Anisakidae
Source: the annotation of a GenBank genome assembly